CUUUCAGCGCACCAAACCUUUACCCGCUUCCCUCUCUGGUAUAUAUGUUCAGACUCUCUGCGCGCCUUUCACCGGCUAGGAUGAAGCGGACGCCGGAGAAUUACUCCUGUCAUUUCAACAUGUGGCGGUUGGGAAUGAUCGUUGACACCCUGAUUUGGUGUUGAAUGAUCGGAGGGACUGCAAGGCGGCGAAGGGAUUUCACACCGAGCUGAUUUUGGCUGUCUGGAGAUGAGUGCGGGGCUCAGGAUGUGCCUGCAUGAUGCCACCCCGUCUCUAGGCCCUCCCUAAUCCUGCUGUGACGACACAGAUGAUCCCCCUCCAGUCCCAGGACACCUCAGUGCUACACAUUUGGCUCCUUGACUCAUCCGGCUCAUCCUCUGCAGCUAUCAGCCACUGAUCAGUCCAAACUCACUCUCUCUAUUGGGGAUUUCCUUUUCCAGACUCUUGUUUCAGACCAGGAUUAUCAACGGAUCUGAUGCUGAAUCCUGAUACGCCAUCUGAGUUUGUUGUGGGUAUGUGACGGAAAUGUCAAAAGUCAUCCACAGUCAAAUGUGACAAGAGCUUUUCGGACACUCCUCAUUCCUCUCCUUAAUGGGUAUUUUCUUUGUUGGUUGGAAGCCAAAGCCAUAGCACGACUGUUGCUGGGAAAUAACUCCUUGUUAUGAGGGGUUCUGAGGCCAAAAAGACUGAAAGCUACAGCUGUUUUCAUGCUCAGUUUGUCUGCUGUACACCUGGGCUGUGGCAGGAAAGAUUUUCCCAUGUGUGAGUUUUAAUGUAAGGUUUUAGAGGCUGUGAUACAGGAAGGACUGCUGUGUCCUGAGGCCGAAAAGUUUGGCACAAUCUGUAGAGUUUUUCUAUUUUCGUUGCCUGGUCUAAGCUGCCCAGUCCGGAGCAGCGUGCUUUCCAGAUGCUGCCAUGCCCAUCAUCAGCAACGCGAACCAUGACUUCAGCAAUCUGUCCGUCAGCGAUGACAGCAGUCUCGACCGCAUCUUCACAGAGAUCCCUGAGACUGAGACCAUCAAGGGUGUGUACUACAAGAGGGCUCAGUUCAUCCGUCGUCCAGAGGACCUGGUGUCCGUCGACCAUGCCAUGUUGGCGGUGAUCAACGUCGGGGGAAACCGCUACACCUUCCCCUGGAGCACCCUGGAGCAGUUCCCUCUAACACGACUUGGCCGCCUCUGUGGCUGCCGAUCACUUGAGGACAUCGCCAGCGUCUGCGACGACUAUGAUGAAGCCCGCAAGGAGUUCUUCUUCGACCGCUCGCCAUCGGCCUUUAGGGUCAUUCUCAACUUCCUGGCAGCGGGGAAGCUGCGCCUGCUGCGGGAGAUGUGCGUCCUCUCCCUGCAUGAUGAGCUCACCUACUGGGGUGUGGAGAUGGCGUACAUGGAGCGCUGCUGUAAGAGGAAGAUGUACACACGUGUUGAGGAGGUGCACGAGCUGGAGCGGCGCGAGGAGGAGCGCAGGCAGAGAAAUGCAAUGCAGCGUGUGCCAGUGGAGGAGACAAGGUACCGGAAGGUGAUGAACUGGCUGAGAGAUAUGGUGGAGAAUCCACAGUCUGGCUUACCGGGGAAGAUCUUUGCCUGCCUGUCAGUGAUCAUGGUUGCAGUGACUGUCAUCAGCUUGUGUAUCAGCACCAUGCCAGACCUCAGAGAGGAAGAGGACAGGGGUGAGUGUUCCUCCAAGUGCUACAACAUGUUCAUUAUAGAGACGGUGUGUGUGGCCUGGUUCUCCCUGGAGUUCAUCCUGCGGUUCAUUCAAGCCCGCAGUAAGCUGGACUUCCUCCGUGGGCCGCUCAACAUCAUCGACGCCAUGGCCAUUCUUCCAUACUACGUCUCCCUGGUGGUGUCGGAGGAGGACCCGAACCUGGAGCACGAGAGGCCGGGAGGAGGUAAGGGCUACUUGGACAAGCUGGGUCUGGUGUUGAGGAUUCUGCGGGCGCUGAGGAUUCUCUAUGUGAUGCGGCUGGCUCGCCACUCUCUGGGCCUGCAGACGCUGGGGCUGACGGUCAGGCGCAGCACCCGGGAGUUUGGUCUGCUCUUGCUUUUUCUCUGUGUGGCCGUCACCCUCUUCUCUCCACUGGUCCACUUGGCUGAGAGCGAGCUCACAGGUACCCAUGACUUCAGCAGCAUCCCCGCCUCCUACUGGUGGGCCAUCAUCUCCAUGACAACCGUGGGCUACGGCGACAUGGUGCCCAGGUCCAUUCCGGGACAGGUUGUAGCACUGAGCAGCAUCCUCAGUGGGAUCCUCAUCAUGGCCUUCCCUGCUACCUCCAUCUUCCACAUGUUUUCCCGCUCCUACCAAGAGCUCAAGAUGGAGCAUGACCGGUUGUUUAAAGAGGAGUGUGCAGCUGCUGCGGCUGCUGCUGCUGCUGCCGGGGAGCUGCAGGAAGGAGGUGAAGGAGACGGGGAGAAUUCAGCUCCACCUGGGCUGGGAUUACGUCUAGACAAGGAUAGUGUGCACUCACUGGAGUCUCUCGCUCUGUUAGGGAAGGGCAGUGAUGCUGCAGGAAAUAACAACCACAGCCUGCCGCCAGCAGCUUUCUGAACCGUACUGGCACUGACUGACUCAAUCCUAAACUUCCAAGAAGAUAUGAGUCCACUAAUCUCUGUGUUGCAUACAAAUGACUAUUGCUCCAAAGACCUCACCACUCAUAAGGUCGUGAAGGUAGCUGUGUUGCAUUGGAUAAAAGGAGAUUAAACAGACAGCUUUUGCUCGUUGGUAUGCCGAUAAGGAGCACAGGUGUGCACAGAGACUGCACAGAAACUGAAAGACUUUAAACCCUUUAAAUUGGACGGUUCAGUUUAUCUGACCAAAAAGCCUCUGCAGCAAUAUUAGUAACCAGCUGCUUCCAUAAACAUGCAAUAUUCAAUCCAAAGUUGCUUUUCCUUCCACUGUGAAAAUAUUUAAAAGCCCAACUGCAACUUUUUAGUUUUAUUCUUAUUACUUUUCAAUAUGUUGCCUACAGAAUGACCUGAAAAUGUGUCUCAUAUUGAAAACUUUUCUGUCAUGAGUUCAAAGAAGUGCUCCUCUUAGUUUAUUUUUGAGAAGCUUAAAGCCAUGUUCUGAGAAGAAAUAUAAACAAACGGAUAGUUUGGCCCAUAUAUGAUAUAUGAUAUAUAUCCAUCUCUUAUCUCUCUCAUGUAUGUUUGUAUGCUUGGACUCAAAGCGAUGAUGGUUUCUCCAUGCUCAAACAUGAACUCCAGGCGAACUGUGUGAAAAUACGGCAAAAUCCAAAUUGUUUUUUUUAAUCGGAUGAUGAAGAAGUGAGAGGAUGGAGAGAAAGAAGGCGUGUUUGUGUUGGAGAAAGAGGGUGUGUGAGUGAGAGAGAAUGAGCGCUAACAACCAUGACGUGUACUUUGCAACGCUCCAA
Messenger RNA from Epinephelus moara (kelp grouper), 3370 nucleotides. It is a transcript of the gene kcng4a, whose product is annotated as potassium voltage-gated channel, subfamily G, member 4a. The transcript is spliced from 4 exons. Gene Ontology annotation, molecular function: delayed rectifier potassium channel activity; protein binding. Gene Ontology annotation, cellular component: membrane; voltage-gated potassium channel complex. NCBI's taxonomy places the organism in Eukaryota, Metazoa, Chordata, Actinopteri, Perciformes, Serranidae. Bases 916 to 2544 code for a protein of 542 amino acids. The record is from RefSeq and is a predicted model, not a curated record. Gene Ontology annotation, biological process: protein homooligomerization; potassium ion transmembrane transport.